Messenger RNA from Rhinopithecus roxellana (golden snub-nosed monkey), 1413 nucleotides. RefSeq names its product PAXIP1 associated glutamate rich protein 1 (gene PAGR1). The transcript is spliced from 3 exons. The coding region runs from base 364 to 1128 and encodes 254 amino acids. NCBI's taxonomy places the organism in Eukaryota, Metazoa, Chordata, Mammalia, Primates, Cercopithecidae. The record is from RefSeq and is a predicted model, not a curated record.
ACGGCGGCUGACUUGACGUGGCCCACAACUGCGAGGUCUGGGGAGAGGGCGCCGCGUCCAGGUGUGGAGAGGGGCGGCGUGGAAGCGAAAAGAGCCCGUCCCUCUCUUUCCCCUUUCCCCCUUUCGGAAAGUGGUUUCUGCGGGGCCCGGGAGCGUCGGAAUACCGGACCUCGAUCCACGGGGUGGGGUCCUUGGUGGGGACUGAGCGCCCCCUCCCGGGGACGGGCGGUCUGGCCGCAGCGUCCCCUGCGUCAGCCUGAUUGGCUGGAGACGGUCCCGAAUCCCCCGGGGAGCCCGAUCCCUGGGGGACCUUGGCUUCGGACUCCAGCAGCUGUCAUCGCAGGGUCCCUGCCCUAGUGGCCUAUGUCACUUGCUCGGGGCCAUGGAGACACUGCGGCCACCACGGCGGCGCCUCUGUCUGAAGAAGGGGAAGUGACCUCCGGCCUCCAGGCUCUGGCCGUGGAGGAUACCGGAGGCCCCUCUGCCUCGGCCGGUAAGGCCGAGGACGAGGAGGAAGGAGGCCGAGAGGAGACCGAGCGUGGGGGGUCCGGGGAAGAGGAGGCGCGGGGAGAAGUCCCCAGCGCCGGUAGGGAAGAGCCUGCGGAGGAGGACUCCGAUGACUGGUGCGUGCCCUGCAGCGACGAGGAGGUGGAGCUGCCCGCGGAUGGGCAGCCCUGGAUGCCCCCGCCCUCCGAAAUCCAGCGGCUCUAUGAACUGCUGGCUGCCCACGGUACCCUGGAGCUGCAGGCCGAGAUCCUGCCCCGCCGGCCUCCAACGCCGGAAGCCCAGAGCGAAGAGGAGAGAUCCGAUGAGGAGCCGGAGGCCAAAGAAGAGGAAGAGGAAAAACCACACAUGCCCACGGAAUUUGAUUUUGAUGAUGAACCAGUGACACCAAAGGACUCCCUGAUUGACCGGAGACGCACCCCAGGAAGCUCAGCCCGGAGCCAGAAACGGGAGGCCCGCCUGGACAAAGUGCUGUCGGACAUGAAGAGACACAAGAAGCUGGAGGAGCAGAUCCUUCGUACCGGGAGAGACCUCUUCAGCCUGGACUCAGAAGACCCCAGCCCUGCCAGCCCCCCACUCCGAUCCUCCGGAAGUAGUCUCUUUCCUCGGCAGCGGAAGUACUGACUCCCACUGCUCCUGCCUCUAGGGUGCGGUGUCUGUACCUGCUGGGGCCUGGGCCCUCCUGCCCCAGCACAGACACUGAGAAACUUGGGAAGAAGAGAAAAACCUCAAGCUCCCAAACAGCACAUUGCGGGAAAGAGGAAGAGUGUGUGUGUGUUUUCUAUUGAACACCUGUAGAGAGAGUGUGUGAGUGUGUGUGUGUGUUUUUUCUAUUGAACACCUAUUCGGAGACCUGGACUGAAUUUUCUGAGUCUGAAAUAAAAGAUGCAGAGCUAUCAUCUCUUAAAA